AAUGCGGCAGGCGAAAGUCACGUUGACUACAAAUUGGUUGUGUUAGUACCGCCAGAGAUCAUUAUGCUGGACAAGAACAAAAACAAGACCGUAACCGAGAACGAUGUCAUUCUGUUGAGUUGUCCAGCUACUGGGAAACCGGAGCCAACGAUUGAUUGGUACAAAGAUGGUGAACUGUUAACACAGCAAAACAUCACACGACGUNUCAUGACAAAUCACGCAAAAGCACUGUUUACUGACAUUAUUCCUUUUAAUCUUGUUGUUUUAGCUCCGCCGAGAAUCGAACGCGAAGGAGUACCAUCAGAAAUUGGUGGUAAAUCAAAGAGUACAGUGACGAUCAGCUGUCCUGCUUAUGGUCGUCCAAUGCCAACUGUAACAUGGCUGAAAGCAGGUCGCCCAUUGGACUACUCCCAAGAUGUUUAUCUAUCGGCGAACGGUAUGAAGCUACAUUUCUUAGAUCUAAAAAAGAUACAUGCUGAUCGGUAUACGUGCAUAGCGAGAAAUCCAGCGGGUGAAGACAAACGAGAUUUCUUAUUGAAACUUCUUGGUGAGUUUUCCAAUUCAAGUAUGCCGUAG
Molecule: messenger RNA, 576 nt
Organism: Anisakis simplex (herring worm)
Lineage: Eukaryota; Metazoa; Nematoda; Chromadorea; Rhabditida; Anisakidae
Source: the annotation of a GenBank genome assembly